This is a messenger RNA of Sclerotinia borealis F-4128, 1755 nucleotides long. Lineage: Eukaryota; Fungi; Ascomycota; Leotiomycetes; Helotiales; Sclerotiniaceae. The record is from the annotation of a GenBank genome assembly.
AUGGCGCCUCGUAAAGAGAAUUCCACAGCAUCACCUGCAAACGUGGGUGUCAAACGCACUCGAGCAGCUCCCAAGUCCGCUGUCGCUGCCACGGCCGCGCCAAAGCCAUCCAAAGUUGCUAAGAAGGUAACUAAAAAAGCAGCUCCAGCAAAAGCUGCGGCCAGCAAGACCACAAAGGGUGCUGCUGCUGCCAAAGUUGCUCCCACAAAAGCUGCUCCCAAAAAGGCGGCUCCUAAAAAAUCCAAAGUCGCGCCCAAGGCAGCAGCAAAAUCCAACCAAACACCAGAGGCGAAUGCAGAGAGUGACGAGGAGAAGCCUGCUCCACCAAAACCCAAAGUCAGCCGGAAGAGAGGCCGAAGUCAAGAAUCGGAAAUAUUGCCUGUUGCUAAGAAACUCAAGAUUGGCCCAACCAUCAACACUCUUCCUGUCGAGCGUCUUGAUGUCUAUGUUUUCGGAGGCGGAGAGAAUAAUGAGCUGGGGCUCGGAGCGAAGAAGAUCGAUGGAAAGUCACCAUCUGAUGUGAAGCGCCCACGGUACAAUGCGCUUCUUAAGGGCGUCACCCAAAUUGCUGUCGGUGGGAUGCACUGCAUUGCCUUGACAGACGACCAGAGAAUUCUUACAUGGGGAGUUAGUGAUGGUGGCCCAUUGGGUCGAGACACUAGUUCAUACGAGCCUCCAUCAAAAGAUAUGGAUGCCGAUUCAGAUUCGGAGGAUGAGGACGAGAUGAUUUUAAACCCAGUCGAGAGUACCCCAACGGCUAUCUCUACGGACUUUCUCGAUGGGAGAAAAGUCGCCCAAGUGCUCGCUAGCGACUCGGCCAGCUUCGUGCUCACGGGAGAUGGUUAUGUUUAUGGCUGGGGAUCAUUCGUCGGAAACGAUGGAAUCAUCGGCUUCACGGCUGAAGGCGCGGCAAAGGCGGCCACAGAGCGUGAUGGCGACCUAAAGAAAAAGCUUCAAAUUCAGACUGAGCCCAUGCUUAUUCCUGGAUUGAAAAACAUUGUGUCAUUGUCUCGCGGUAGCAACCAUGUCAUCGCUAUAGACAACAAGGGUACAGUCUUCACAUGGGGUGCUCAUGAACAAAGUCAGCUCGGAAGAAGAGUUAGCGAUCGUUUCCGUUUUGCUGCCCUCAAACCCUCACCUGUUCUUAAGAACUGCAAAGCUGUCGCUGGUGGUGCUUACCACUCCUUUGCCAUCAACAAGAAGAACCAAGUCCUCGCUUGGGGCUUGAAUAACUAUGGCCAAACUGGUAUCGAUUCAAAUGCGGGAGAUGACGAAGCAAUCAUUGGCAACCCAACUAUCGUCAAAAGUUUGGAGAGCUACGACAUUCAGCAAAUCAAAGGCUGCCUCCACCACACAAUCGCCUGUACCAAGGAUCAGCAGGUGUUGGUAGUUGGUCGAUGUGACGAAGGUCAGACCGGUCUUGAUUUGGCUAGCAUUGACCAAGAUAACCUCAUCGUCAGCUCCACCACAUCAAAACCAGCUAUCCUCAAGAAACCCACGGUCGUUCCUGGUAUCACAGCCACCUUUGUCGCCGGAGCUAUUGAUAAUAGCAUUGUUGUGGCAGAGGACGGAAAAGUCUGGGCAUGGGGAUACGGAGAAAACUACAGGACUGGUCUGGGUACUGAUGACACUACCUGGACCCCCACUGCCAUUGAAAACACUGCGAUCAAGGGUAAGAAAAUGACCUUUGCUGGAUGCGGAGGGCAGUUCAGCGUUCUCGCUGGACCAGAGGUCGAAAUGACGAAUGGCAUCUAG